AUGGCCAACAUGGCCAACCGACGGGGUAUGCCGUCGCUCUCUGCCGCGCCCUCAUCCAGAGUCGGCCCCGGCACGCUGCUGCCAGAGCUGCCACCCAUCUCCGCCCUGUUCCUCAUCGACUUCGACGUCAAGGCCGGAUACACGAUAAUAUGGAAAGAGGCCGUCCCGGGCCUGGAGCUGGAGGGCGUCGUCGAGUACAAGAGCCUCCCCUCAGGCCUGCACACUGUGCCCGACGACCUGAUAUACUUUGUCCACGAAGAUGGCUACGCAGGGCUCAGCGCAUUCAUCAAUGCCCCCACCGAUGAGGAGGAGUCCCGCCACGCGCGCAUGAUCGCCGUCGGGGUGCUGGUGCCCCUGAGCUAUGGCCGGCUCGGCAGGGCGUGGAGGCACGCCCAGGGGCUCAAGGACAUGGCCGUCAAGCUCGCCGCCGACCGCAAGCAGACGCAGAUGCUGGUCGAGUACUGGGAGAAGUGCGGGACGAAGGACACCAGCGGGCAGGCACCGGCUCCCAUCACAGACUCGCCCCUGAACUCGCCCGCCCUCAGCUUUGUGAAGCGCCAAAGCCCCAAAGCUGAUGGCCACGCUAGGAACAGGUCGGCAUCGGAGGGGGCUGCGCUGCUACCUCCAGGGCACAGGCUCUCGCCGUUCCACCCGGCCUGGAGCCUGAACAGGUUGCUGGAUACCUUCGGGCCCCUGAUCUUCCCCAUCCAACGCGCGGCAUUGCUGCGCAAGCGCAUCCUGAUAUCGACUCACGCCCCAGUACAUGAGGCCUGUAAUUUUGUAUAUGACAUUUCCAUCCUUGCAAACAUACCCCAUUCUGUAUCUGAUAUUCUCGACCCAUCCGCCCCAACGCAGAGGUUGCGCCCCUUGUUCACCAUUGGCGUGCACGAUAUACCCUUCCUCCUGGCAGACGGCGCAAUGAAGCGGCCCGGCCCAGCCCCUGAGCAGCAGCCCGGUAUUCUAGGAGCCGACUCCGGCUCCGGCUGGAUCGCAUGCACGACCGACAGUAUCCUGGCGAUGAAGGAGGACCUCUGGGAUGUGCUGAUCACAAUGCCCCCAUCGCAUGCAGUGAAUGCCCAGGAGAAAGUCUGGCCGACGGUCGAGUCGCGCAAAGGCGCUGCGUCAAAGGCCACCCAGCGUGACCUGAGACGCUUCCGGACUCUAAAGGUUGGGCUCAGACGCCUAGCUGCGACCUCAACCGCCAUUGAGGAAGAUGACCAGGGUCCAUCCAACAACACCGAACCACGGCGGCCGUCUACUCUGUCUAACCGGCGGUCCCGCAUGUCUAUGUCUAGUAUCAAGACGACGAACUUCCUCCCCGACGGCGAAGACGCCCACGUACUUGCCGACGCAUCUGACAAGAUUGUCGAGCCGAUGACGUGGGCUGCUCUUGCCUACAGUGGCUUCAUGUGGUGGGCCAGCGCCGGCGAGCAGCGCCGCUCCGACGAGGCCGAGGAGCAGGCCUACGACAACUCCCUCAUUUCCGACCUCCUGCCGGCGCCGUCGAUGCACCCACCGCGGGAAUCACCAGGCCAGCGGAGGCCGAGCGGCAGCUUCAACGUCACCGCGGUCCAAGAAGGCGGGGGCCUGGGCGAUUCGGUCACGUCACUGACCGCGCGGAGGGCGACAGGUACAGAUGGGCUAUCGUCCUUUGGGACCGCCGAUUCCGCCGACGAUGAGGAAGAGAGGGCCAGGACGGAGCUGGCCAUCAUCACCUACUUCCACCGGUUGACGAGCGGGAUCCUCUCGACGCUGGCGGAGGUGGUCGAGGCCACGGAGGACUUCGACGACACGGACGAAUCACGGCCGCAAACCGGCGAGGGCGGGCAAGGAGGCGGCGAGAGACAGUCAGACCCGCUGCUGCGCGGGGAUGUCAGGGGCGACAGCGAGGAGGUCUCCAGGCCACAGGUCCGGGUGGACAGCGACGCGCUGGCCGCCAUGGGCCUGGACGUCUGGAGCAGCGCGGAUGCCGAGUUUGUCAGCCAGGUGGUCGAUAGGUAUUUCGGCCGGGAGGCCAGGGUGGAGGGCAAGGGCGUUGAGCUGUGCGGUCUGAGGGUCUGCUGA
Molecule: messenger RNA, 2064 nt
Organism: Diaporthe citri
Lineage: Eukaryota; Fungi; Ascomycota; Sordariomycetes; Diaporthales; Diaporthaceae
Exons: 2
Coding region: 1-2064 (687 amino acids)
Cellular component (GO): lipid droplet
Source: RefSeq, a predicted model, not a curated record